Bombus pyrosoma is the source of this 5180-nucleotide messenger RNA. RefSeq names its product pickpocket protein 28-like. Gene Ontology annotation, biological process: sodium ion transmembrane transport. Bases 2630 to 4606 code for a protein of 658 amino acids. NCBI's taxonomy places the organism in Eukaryota, Metazoa, Arthropoda, Insecta, Hymenoptera, Apidae. Gene Ontology annotation, cellular component: membrane. The record is from RefSeq and is a predicted model, not a curated record. Gene Ontology annotation, molecular function: ligand-gated sodium channel activity. The transcript has 12 exons.
CGCUAGUUCUGCAAACAUUUGCACUUGGCAAUCAACAACAGAACCUUCCACCGUGUAGAUAAUUGUUGUAUACAUCUUUCAACUAUGCAGCUGAGUGAUUACUAUAAGAUACGAUUAUCGUAAUUAUAUGUAUGCAAGACAAGAUGAAAAAAUUGUCUCUGAAUAUGAAUAUAUUAUUCGUUUACAUUGCAUCCAUGUAAAUGGACGAAAAACCACUUGACAGAUAUUAAAAUUUCAUUAAAUUAUUCAGUCGCAGGCUAUUCUAUUUUACACUAAUAUAUAUUACAGAAUAUUUGUGAUUUUUAGUAGACAUUCAUGGAAUUUAAAUAGAAAUUGUUAUUACAAUUAUAUAUUAUAAUUGUCUCGGUAAUUAUUAAUGAAGAAUAAAGUACAUUUCGUAGUACGUACAUGCAAUAAUUUCUUUUUAUCGCUACUUUCACUAUUAUAUCUGAAAACCAUAAGUUAUACAAAUAUAUGAUCAUGUGUAUAGUUGUUUAAUAUUGAUCAGACGACGUUCAUUCUACAAUUAUACUUUGGUCUCAACAGUUGGUGAAAGGAACACCGGCACGACUUCCCUUUCCUAUCUCAUUGAAAAAUCGCGCCCCAUCAAGAUCAUCUUCGCUGCUCAGUAUUCGUAUAACGUGUAAGUACGUUCUUCAAGUGGCCUUGUGUCUCGUUUCCACCGUUGUGUAAGACUUCCUCGUCUCGAGAAACGUCUAGAAUACGGUGUUCAGUAUGGAAUACAGUCUAGCUUUUUACGUCUGACAAAAAUAAAUGGAGUUGGAUUAAAUAAAUCCUACUGUUACUUUAACAAAUAAUUAUUCUGAUAUUAUACGUUCUAUGUUAAAUGUUACAGUUAACAAUUUUAUAUUGGUUCGUUACUUUAAAUGAAAAGUAAAGUAAACUUCAAAUGAAAGUUUCAGGGGAAAGAAAGGCAAUUAAUCAUGUACAUGCUUUCCUGCAUUAGCGAACACAAUUUUGAUCGUACAGGCUUACAACUAUGCUUCUUUAAAUAUCAAAGAUAUUCCAACGUUCCCCCACAUUCAAGAAUUCUAAAUUAAUCCAUUAAUUUUUAACCGAAAUAUGUUUCUCAAGUAAAAGAUUCUUCGCUAGAAUGUUUUAAAAUACUACGCUUGUGUUUUUACAUUUUGUAAACCCCAAAUGGAAAUCAUAGUAGCUAAUGAGUUUAUCAAUUUAUCCAGAUUACGAUUGCGUUCAUAUUGCGCAAAUUCAAACGAAUAUUAUAAAAACUAUUUAUAUACGAUAACAAUAACAACAACAACAAUAAUAAUAACAACAACAACGAUAAUAAUAAUACACAUUUGAUAUAUAUAAAAGAAGAAAAAGAAAAGGAAAAUGUACGCGUAAUAUUGAAAAAGGAAACACUUCCGCGAAUCAAAUUUUCCAUCAUUUUUCAACCGAACUAUACGAAAUAGAUCUCCUUUGGAGUACGAUAAAACAGUCAUUUAAAAUUAUCUGUGUCAUCGCGUUGGCAUACAUUAAAGACAACAGACAACCAUUGGCACGUGAGGAUCCUGUCCAAGCGAGUUAAAAGGAUGUCCAUGUCGGUGCCCACCCCCAGUCGGUUGACAGACAUCCUUCAUCGAUAGUUGGAAGGACCGGUGAAAAUACACUGUAUACCAUCCUUCGCCAAGCUAACACACUUUUCAGUCGGUCUAAUUGCGCGAGAAAACAUCACUCGACAAGACGUAAAGCUCUCCAUAGCGAAAUUAUUCUUUUAGCAUAUCUCUAGUUAGAGAUUACGCUUUUAGUUUCCUAUUUUUGGCGAUUGUAGGCGCCUGUUAUAUCAUUCUGUAGAUAUUAUAAUCAUUUUUCGCAAAUCUAGGAAAGUGGAAAUUUCAUUUUUGUCGCUCACAUAAAUAGUUAAAUUCUCAAUUAAUUUUUCCCGUGAUAGAUAGUACAUAUAUGUCGAGAGAUUUUUGUAUUUUAUUGAUAUUUCUUUAAAGGAUGCUGUUCAAAGAGUGAAAUGCGAAGGACUAUGGAGUUUUUAUGAAAUAAAGAACAGGGUAAGUCACUGUGGCUUGUUUUUUUAAGGGAUCGAUACGGCUGCGCUUAUGUAGAAUGAUUUUUUGUAAAUUAAUACGAUAGUAAUAUGGAAACAAUGGUUAUUUUGUACGGAAUUUCAUUUCGAAAGAAACUUGUUUUAAACGUACGAAGUACUACAUCUUUUCAUAAAAAAUUCUGCGUUUUUAUCGGUUGGCAUUCUUUACGACGUCUGAAGUUUCGACAGUUGACAUCUUUUCGUAAAGAAGAAUUUUACUCGGCUAUUGUAACUCCUCUUGCAAGGAAUUAUUCUGUAAACGAUACAUUAUUCCUGUUUAAAUUAAAAAUACGACUUUUACAUAAGAAUUUUUGAUAAAAAGAUGUUUUGUUAAAGAUGAUCUUGCACUCUUUAUUGCAAAUACGUUAGGAUCUGCUUACUAAGAUAUUAAAAUACAGUAAUAGCCUGCUGUACCUUUUUUUUAAAACAAUUUCAAAUCAUCGUGGAAGAUGUCAAAGAUAGUAUUAAUGGAAGAAAUCAGACUAAAGCUUGAGGAAAUGAUACCUAUAGUCAAAAGUCGAUUAUAAAAUCGUUGAGAAUGUGAAUUUUUUGUGAUAAUGAUGCAGUAUGGAUAGCAAUCGGGAAAUUCAAGAUAUCAAUGCAAUGCCGGUAAAGCUGUACUAUCGGGAUUAUUCGAAACCAGAGGACGAGAAUAAGGCAGAACCGAUCGAAACCGUUUACAGGACCACUGACAGGGCCACGCUGAAAUAUUUGAAGAAUCACGAUCCUAAUAUACCUUAUUCCAUCAACACUGUACAUCUACAGGACCCGUACAAACAUCCUCUUAGAUUAGAAGGAUACGCCACUGCAGAUAUUUUCAAAGUUCGACCAGCCUCGUUCAAGAUUAUGUAUCGGUCGAAGGAUACGACGUUAAGGUCUAGGCACAGCAAGAACGCGCUCGUGAAGAAGGAAAGUCCUCUGAUGCAUUAUGACAAUGACGACGACAAGAGUAUAAGUAAAAGUGAAAAUCAACGAUGCAUAAGGAUUACGAACAUUAUGAAGCAAUAUUGUACGAAUAGUACUCUCCAUGGCUUGCGUUAUAUCGGAGAUUCGAAUUUGUCAAUUGUCGAGAGAAUCUUCUGGGUAAUUUCCUUUACACUAGCGGUCCUAACAGCCGCUUAUUAUAUUUGGUUUCUAUAUCGAAAGUGGGUUUCGACACCCAUUAUCAUUGCUCUCAGUCCAGAAUCGGUGUCCCUGGACCAGUUUCCGUUCCCCUCAGUUACCAUUUGUAACAUGAACAACGUAAAAAAAAGCGAGGCAGCUCGUAUUAAUGCUGGGAACGAUAUACGAAAGAAGCUGUUAUUGGAGGAUAUGUGUCGUCUUGAAAGUAUGUCGCCUCGCAGUUUCAACGAGAGCACGAUAACUUGGGAUAACGUCCUGCGUUUUAUGAUCAACGUGUCGCAAUCUUGCACAGACAUGCUACAUUUGUGCAAAUGGCAUGGGAAUGUUACUGAUUGCGAGAAGAUAUUUAAUCCCACCAUGACAGAUGAAGGGAUGUGUUGCAAUUUCAAUUCUGUCGACAGAAAGUACCUGUUUUACAAUCCACGAGAUUGGUCCGACAUCAACAUGACGUUCCCAUUCAACAGCAUCGAUUGGAAUCCCGAAACCGGAUACGAUGAAAACGUUCCUCCAGAUUCCAUUCCAUGGAGACCGUACGGUGCUGGACAAUACUAUGGUCUGACUCUGGUUCUUGAUGUAGACGUCGAUGAAUAUUACUGUUCGUCCACUGCUAGUGUCGGUUUCAAGAUGCUGCUGCAUAACCCGGUGGAGACACCAAAGAUCGCCGAAUUUGCGUUUACUGUGACUCCAGGCGAGGAGACUAGAGUCAUCAUAGCGCCCCGGCUAUCGACCGCCAGCAAGUCGAUAAUCUCUGUUCCCCUAAAGAAGAGGAAAUGCUUCUUCACCUCGGAAAGAAAGCUACGUUACUACAGAACCUACACGCAGAGGAACUGCAUCCUCGAAUGCGAGGCGAAUUUCACGCAGAAGAUCUGUCAUUGCGUCCAAUAUUACAUGCCCAAAUCCUCUAACACGUUAAUCUGUGAAAAGAAAGACGAUACAUGUGCGAUGAAAGCUCGCAGAGCAAUGGAAGUUAAACUGUACGACGAUGAUAUUGGGAUAGCCUUAAACGUUUCUGAAACGCCCAGUUGCAACUGCUACCCCGGAUGCUUCGAGAUCGGUUACAACGUGGAAAUCUCACAGAGCAAAUUAGUGUCCUCUUUCAUUGUUCCUGACAGCUACGUGAAGAAAAGCAAAGAAUACUUCUCUACCAACAUGGCGGUGGUCCACCUGUUCUUCGUCGAUUCUCAAUUCACUAAGUAUAUGAAGAACGAGUUGUUUGGUUUCACAGAAUUUCUAUCUAAUACUGGUGGCUUGUUGGGUCUCUUCAUGGGCUUUAGUUUCCUCUCUUUGGUGGAAAUCAUGUAUUUCGCGACAUUGCGGUUGUGGUGCCGCAUAUACAAAAAGAGGCAUGCUUCUCGCGAUAAUACUCUUCACGUGCAACCAUUCGACUCUAAUACUAACCUCGUUUAUCCUUUUGUACAAUGAUCUAUCUAUUCUUACUUUUUUUAAGAAACUUACUCAUUUUUGACAAAAGUUUUAUUGUCGUUAAUCGUUAGUAUAUAAAUUGCAUGUAAAUAGAUGUUUGAUCUACAAAAAUGUGCGAUAUUAUGUAAUUUAUGAGUUUUUGAAUGUACUGUGAAGAAAUAUAUUUGAGAAAGUAAUGUGCAUCUCAACUAGUGUACUCAGUUCCGUUUGUUAUUCAUUAUUCAACUUUUUUAUUGUUCCAUACUUAGGAUGGAUUAAUAACUAACCAUAGAUAUAUUGACAAUAAGUGUUCCAUCCAAAUGGUAGUACCAAUAUGUCUAAAAUACAUUUUUUAAUUCUUUGAUUUUUAAUAAAUUACAUUAAAUAGUUUGCAGAAUGGACUAGAUAGAAUAUAAAAUCUCUUAUCUUUCUCUAAUACAAAUUUAUAAUUCGGAUUUGUUCAAAGUAGAUAAUGCAAUUAUCUGUAAGUACAUAUGUUAUAUAUUAAUUUUAAAAUUAUAUGUCAAAGUGGUAUCGGUUUUGGUAAUUAUAAUUUCUACUUUGAUGUUAUUGAAAUAAAGUAAAUAAUCAUUAC